CGGGGCUUGCCCGCCAGGUGGGUGCCGGCGGGAAGCGGGGCCCAGCCGAACCGGACCGGACCGAGCCGAGCCGAGCCGAGCGGCCUGUGCUGCCGGCAUGGUGCAGCAGGAGCCCGCCGGGGCGCCGGUGCUGGCGGCCGCGGCGAGGGGGGCCCCUACUGCCGAGGUGCAGCUGUCCCGGCGUCGAUGGGUCGUGGUGCUGCUCUUCAGCAGCUACUCCCUGUGCAACGCCUUCCAGUGGAUCCAGUACGGCAGCAUCAACAACAUCUUCGUGCGCUUCUACGGCGUGAGCGCCUUCGCCAUCGACUGGCUCUCCAUGAGCUACAUGCUCACCUACAUCCCGCUGCUCUUCCCUGUCGCCUGGCUGCUGGACAGGAGGGGCCUGCGCCUCAUCGCCCUGGUGGGCUCGGCCCUGAACGCCCUGGGCGCCUGGGUGAAGCUGGGCAGCCUGAAGCCGCACCUCUUCCCUGUCACUGUCCUGGGGCAGGUCAUCUGCUCCCUGGCCCAGGUCUUCAUCCUGGGCAUGCCCUCGCACAUAGCUUCUGUCUGGUUCGGCUCCCAUGAGGUCUCCACCGCCUGCUCCGUCGCUGUUUUUGGGAACCAGCUUGGCAUUGCUGUGGGCUUUCUGGUCCCUCCAGUUCUGGUUCCCAAUGUGGAGGAUGUGGAGAAGCUGGCCUACCACAUCAGCAUCAUGUUCUUCAUGACAGCAGGCGUGGCAACAGCCCUAUUCAUCUUGGUCAUCAUAGUCUUCAAGGAGAAGCCCCCACACCCUCCGAGCCGAGCUCAGGCCUUGAUCCAGUCAAGACCACCAGAGGAGUAUUCCUAUGUGCAAUCAAUCCUCCGACUGCUCCGCAAUACCAACUUUUUGCUGCUUAUAGUCACUUAUGGUCUGAACACAGGUUGUUUCUAUGCCCUGUCCACUCUGCUGAACCGCAUGGUGAUCCAUCAUUACCCAGGGGAGGAGGUGAAUGCUGGCAGGAUUGGACUCACCAUUAUACUGUCGGGGAUGAUUGGGGCUCUGAUUUCCGGCAUCUGGUUGGACAGAACCAAAACCUACAAACAGACAACAAUGGUCGUCUAUAUCAUGUCUCUGGUGGGAAUGAUAAUCUACACCUUCACUCUGAGCCUAGGACACCUCUGGGUGGUGUUUGUGACUGCAGGCAUGCUGGGGUUUUUCAUGACAGGAUACCUCCCUCUGGGCUUUGAGUUUGCUGCAGAGUUGACAUACCCAGAAUCUGAAGGAACAUCAUCAGGGCUCCUUAAUGUCUCAGCACAAAUUUUUGGCAUUGCCUUCACCAUCAGCCAAGGGCAAAUCAUGGAUCACUUUGGGACGAAGGCAGGAAACCUCUUUCUUUGUUCCUUCCUGUUCCUGGGGACUGUUUUGACAGCAUUCAUUAAGGCUGAUCUCCGAAGACAGCAGGCCAAUUUGGAUAAUGACCACACAGAUGUUAGCAGAGAUGUCCACUCAAUGUUCAUGAAGCAAUCAGCUGCUGUGACUAGAAAAAUGCAUAAGCUCCGUUCUGUGCUGGCUCAAGUCACCUCUUUUCAGAAGCCAGUGCUGCCUUCCUCCAGAUAAUCUAACCAGUCCAAUCUGGAGAGAGACCAGAUAGUCCAGGAAGCAGCUCUGCUCCAACCAGCUCUUCAGAAAGGUGGAUUUUCAAUUACAAAAUAUAUGCAAUUUUAUUUUUAUUUUGUAUUUAUUGUUGCUGAACUAUUGAACAUAAAUGCAGAGGGUAGGAUAAGCAAAGGGAAUUGAAGCUGCCUUGAGUAGCUCUUGCACAUAUAAUGCUAGACUAGAUGUGAGGGGAAAAAAGGCUGUGCAAUUUAGUUUGGUAAAGGAAUCCAACCCUAUUGUCAUAACUUAAAAAGAACUCUUGCUUUUUUUUUUGCCUUUUUUUUUUUUUUUCUCUGAUGCUUCAACUUCGGCUGAUUUUAGCAGUGGUGAGCAUCAUGGUCUAUGAGACCAAGCUAGAUGACAACUGGUCUCCCAGAAUCCUGGUGUGAAUGGGGUUAACUGGAACACACUUAGCUAAGCUGACCUGGGAUAAAGACCAGUCUGUUUUGAUGUACACCAAACUGCUUGCAUCUCUUGAUUGACAGUGCUGAAGUCAAGGGCAGAAGAUUAAUUGUAAGGCCAAACCAUCCUCUGCAAGCCCUGUGGCGGCAGUGUUGUAAUGAGAGGUGCUGGUGGCACUGUGAGUUAAUUCGUAACACAUGUGGAAGGCCUGAGAAAUGUCAAGGUCUUUUGGCAGUGAACAUUAUGCCUAGUAGUAGUAAGGUCCUUUCCCUCUGACAGACACUUCUCUUAUUAGAUUAAUUGUACACCUUUGCUUGAACCAUUUUUAGUAUAAAACUUCUUAGUAUAAAUACAAUUGUUAAGAGCUUGCUGCUGGAGUGGGGAAGCUUUUGAAACCAGAUCAAAGGUGGUAGAGGUGUCACUUCUGUAAUCCUAAAAGCCUCCAGACCUGACUGCAGUAAGAACCAGAGGGAUGUGCAUCAGUUAAGAGGUUGCAGUCAGUCAAAAACUUCACUGGCAGCUCCUUCCCCCUGAGGAGUCCUACUCUGAGAAAGUCAUUAUGAACACCCUACCACACUCCCAAAUAUGGCCUCCACAUGGCUGAGCUCAUCUGGGUUCUCCUCAAGCUUAACAACCCACCUAGUCAACUGAAGGUGGGCUGAAGCUGGUGUUCUGUGCUAACAUGGAUGCCUCAGGCCAGGGAGCAGCCAGCUGGGCUUGGGUGUUGUGUGCUGCCUUUGUGGAGAGCUCCGACUGACUCAGGUACUGGAGCUUUUCUACAUGGCACAGUUGCCUUACACAUGCUUGGGUGAUUUUACUGGUUUCUUCCUUUGCCUGUUCUUUUUUAUUCCCUACUUGCCUCUGUCUUUUCUGGGAUGGUGACUUGUGGC
Apus apus (common swift) is the source of this 2907-nucleotide messenger RNA. It is a transcript of the gene FLVCR2, whose product is annotated as FLVCR heme transporter 2. The transcript has 10 exons. Bases 98 to 1576 code for a protein of 492 amino acids. The record is from RefSeq and is a predicted model, not a curated record. Gene Ontology annotation, biological process: heme export; transmembrane transport. Gene Ontology annotation, molecular function: heme transmembrane transporter activity; heme binding. NCBI's taxonomy places the organism in Eukaryota, Metazoa, Chordata, Aves, Apodiformes, Apodidae. Gene Ontology annotation, cellular component: membrane.